AAAAGAAUUGUUUAGUGGGUGAACUUGUACAAGCAUCUAUGCUAAUUUAAACAGUUUAAAACAUGUAGAAGUUUUUGGAUUUUUCGUAAAUUUAGAAUUUAAUUUUUUAAAAUUUUAAAUUUUAAAAUUUGAAUUUCUUUCCCAAACCCCAUUGCCACAAUGGACCCAAAAGCCGUGAAAACUGACUUAGUCCUCAUCCUGGACUUCGGUUCGCAAUACACCCAUCUCAUCACUCGCCGCUUUCGCUCUCUCUCCGUCUUCUCACUCUGUAUCUCCGGCACUUCCCCACUUUCCACCAUCACUUCCCUCAACCCCAAAGUCGUUAUCCUUUCCGGGGGACCUCACUCGGUCCAUGCCGAUAAUUCUCCUUCAUUUGCUGAUGGGUUCGUUGAGUGGGCUCAGUCCAAUGGUGUUUUUGUUCUGGGUAUCUGUUACGGACUUCACUUGCUUGUUCAGAGACUUGGUGGUGAAGUUAGGGUUGGGGAGAAGCAAGAGUAUGGGAGGAUGGAGAUUGAGGUUGAGAAAAGUUGUGGUAUUUUUGGGGGAAAGGUUGGGGAUAGACAGGUUGUUUGGAUGAGUCAUGGGGAUGAGGCUGCUACUUUGCCUAAUGGGUUUGAAGUGGUGGCUAGGAGUCAGCAAGUGGCCGUCGCUGCCGUUGAGGAUAAGUAUAGGAGGUUUUUUGGGUUGCAGUAUCAUCCUGAGGUCACACAUUCCCCAGAAGGGAUGGAAACGCUGAGGUCUUUCUUGUUUGAAGUUUGUGGAGUGAAUGCUGGCUGGAAAAUGGAAGAUGUAAUGGAUGAAGAAAUUAAGGUGAUUAACAACAUGGUGGGGCCCGAUGAUCAUGUUAUCUGUGCUUUAUCUGGAGGUGUUGAUUCCACGGUUGCCGCAACUCUAGUUCACAAGGCAAUUGGAGACAGGCUUCAUUGUGUUUUUGUUGACAAUGGUUUAUUAAGGUAUAAGGAGAGAGAACGCGUGAUGGAGACCUUUGAAAGGGAUUUACAUCUGCCUGUUACUUGUGUUGAUGCAACUGAGCAAUUUCUUAGUAAGCUAAAAGGGGUUGUAGACCCUGAGCUGAAAAGGAAGAUAAUUGGGAAAGAAUUUAUCUGUGUGUUUGAUGCUUUUGCUAAAGAAUUGGAGAAUAACUUAGGAAAGAAACCUGUUUUCUUUGUUGAAGGAACCUUGUAUCCAGAUGUGAUUGAAUCUUGUCCCCCACCAGGAACUGGAAGAACUCACUCUCACACAAUCAAAAGUCAUCAUAAUGUUGGAGGUCUUCCUAAAGACAUGAAAUUAAAACUCAUUGAGCCGCUUAAACUUCUUUUCAAGGAUGAGGUUCGUCAACUUGGGAGGAUAUUGACAGUUCCUUAUUCAUUUUUAAAGCGCCAUCCAUUUCCUGGGCCUGGCCUUGCUGUACGAGUCUUGGGUGAUGUAACUGAGGACAAUGCCUUAGAUACUCUACGUCAGGUGGUUGAAAUUUUUAUUCAGUUAAUUAAAGAUGCUGGUAUUUAUGACUCCAUUUGGCAAGCUUUUGCUGUAUUUUUGCCUGUAAAAUCAGUUGGAGUUCAAGGUGAUCAAAGAACACACUCUCAUGUUGUUGCUCUCCGGGAUGUUACAAGUCAAGAUGGAAUGACAGCAGAUUGAUACGUUUUCAUUGCUCUGCAUUGCUUUGCUCUCCAUGAUUGGUGCAAUAUUUAUGUGCCCCACCUGAGCCAGUUGUAUACAGUAACAAGCAUAUGCUCAAAUGUGUCUGUAACUUCGGGCUGAGUUUAUAAUAUGACUAUAUGCAAGAAGGAUUAAUAACCAGAUCUUUAUGGUUCUCAUGACUGGUUGUACUUAAAGCAGUUUAAGCUGGAAAUCUUGGGAAGAAGAUUGUUAGUGUUCUACAGUAUUGAUUCUAAUAUGUAGUAGAUUCAAUCCAAUUCUAGUGGUGGCCGAAUAAAAUGUGACAACUUCCUACUUUAAUGAAUAUGGAAGUCUCUCCAUUAUGCAUUCUACGUUAUAAGUUUCUCAAUAUUUAUUAAAAAUCACAUUUUCCUUUGUCUUCUUGAUUGUGGUGCGGCUAAAACCAAAGAAUUUAACUUUCGAUCCCUUUUCCCACCUCUUAACUCCAAAAUUCCGAAGUUCUCAUUUUCCUCUUGCAAUUUUGGAAUGCCAGGUACUAUUUUGAACGUGAGUUCCUUGAUGAUGUUGUCCAAAAAAUUUGCAACAAUGUUCGUGGUGUGAAUCGUGUUGCUUUAGACAUUACAUCAAAGCCCCCAUCAACAAUUGAAUGGGAGUGAUGCCAUGUUGGAUGUCAGAAACAACUCCAUAGCUGUUAGAGUGAAGGUGAUAUAUUCAUUGAGUCUUUACUCCCCGUUCUUGGUGACAAGAGAGAAAGCCGUGUUUAGCAGGAUCUCUUAAUACAAGUUACUGGAUAUGUAAAGUCUAUACCAUAUGCUAUUUCUGCACUGCCUAUUUCUCACAACCAAAUUGUUGUCAACAGUUGGUGUAAAAUAUUUCUAUUAGAAAAUUCUCACUAUUUAACAUAUUUUUUCUGUGAAAAAUUUUCACUUUUAAACAUCAUAA
Molecule: messenger RNA, 2562 nt
Organism: Gossypium arboreum
Lineage: Eukaryota; Viridiplantae; Streptophyta; Magnoliopsida; Malvales; Malvaceae
Exons: 5
Coding region: 160-1638 (492 amino acids)
Biological process (GO): GMP biosynthetic process
Cellular component (GO): cytosol
Molecular function (GO): GMP synthase activity; ATP binding; GMP synthase (glutamine-hydrolyzing) activity
Source: RefSeq, a predicted model, not a curated record